This is a messenger RNA of Plasmodium inui San Antonio 1, 2922 nucleotides long. RefSeq lists its product as hypothetical. The transcript has a single exon. The record is from RefSeq and is a predicted model, not a curated record. Gene Ontology annotation, biological process: DNA replication initiation. The coding region runs from base 1 to 2922 and encodes 973 amino acids. Gene Ontology annotation, molecular function: chromatin binding. Gene Ontology annotation, cellular component: nucleolus. NCBI's taxonomy places the organism in Eukaryota, Apicomplexa, Aconoidasida, Haemosporida, Plasmodiidae.
AUGGGAAAGAAGGCUAGUGCAGAGACCCAGAAAAAAAAAAAACACAACGAGAUCGAGCAGUAUGAGGCAAGGACAUUCAACAGAGAAAUCAGCAACAAAAUUAAGAGGAAAAGUUUCAACCUACCAAGAGUUAAAAGAAAUGGAAUAAUCACAUAUGACGAUGAGGAUGAUGAUGGUGAUUACGAUGGGGCGGGAACAGGAGCAGCAGCAGCAGCAGGAGGACGGCGAAGUGGUCUCCAUAGCGGUAACCCCCGCGAGGAAGAGAAUACAAAGAAGAGUAAAAAAUUCCGAAAGGGACAGCUGAAGCUGAGGAAAAUGCUAGAAAAAAUAAAGCACAAGAAAAAGAAAAUUAAAAGUCCGCUGGAGGAAGAAAUGAUCAAAAUUGAAAACAAAAUGAAACACUGCCAUGAUAUCAGAAAUGAAGUGGCUGCCAUUUCGAAUAGCAUCAUUGCGAAUCAGGACGUGCACAUUGAGAAGUUCGGCUGUCUCUUCUUCAUCUUUAGGGAGAGCUUGACGAAAGGGAGGGAGCUCCAAAGGAGGGCCACGAAACCAGACAGAGUCACCAAACCGAACACCGACGAAUCAGAGAAGAAAGUCAGGUACUACCAAAUGGCCAACGCUCUAAGCUGCAUAUCGAUAUGCACAGUACUCAAGUGCGUAACUCCGUCAUACAAAAUUAUCGGGGAUGAAAUCAUCCCAGGGAGAAAAAAAAGUACCAGCCAAGGCAACGGAGAAGGUGCCUCUUCAAAAGGCGAAACAAACCAGCGUGUUAACUCCAAUGCAGUGAGAGGCGCCCCGAAGAACCUCUCGAAGCUGAUGCUAAGUGUAAACAAGAUAGAGCAAGAAAUAGUACACUACUUUAAGCAGUUCUGCAGUAUCCUAAAAGAAAACAUUCGCCACAAUGUAACUCUCUUUGUGAAUCUGCUAUGCGAAAUAGUUACGGUCAAUUUGCACCUCUCCAGAAGUGAAAGACUUUUUGAGUACCUCACGUUGUAUGCCAAUAUACAGACGUACUCGAAGAAGAAACACAACGCCGUGGCGGCGAGGAGAGGGGAACCCACCAAAAAAGGGAAGACCAAUGUGCACCUCCUCUGUAUGAAGUGUCUCAACACGAUUAAAGAAAUUAUAGACAAUGACUCCAACUUAUCCUUUACCAUAACAUUAGUGGAUUAUUUUACCAACUGCCUUUUUAAGAAGGAACAAAAUGUGAGUCCAAAUCUGUUGAGGAUUUUUUCUCAGAUCAGCAUCACUGAGAAGAAGAUCAGCGCGAAAUUAUUUUCUGGCGAGGACAUAAGCGAUGGUGGGUUGGCAGAACGGAAGGAUGAUGCACUCAGGACGAAGACGAACGUUUGUGGAGAGUUAAAGAUUAUCGAGAAAAACACGGAAAGGAUACUGGACCAGCUCUUUUUAGUUUAUUUGUGUGUGUUAAGGAAUCACAAGAAGCACUCCGUCGCCUUGGUGAAGAACGUCCUUCAGGGUAUAGCUCAUUAUGCGCUUUACGUGAAUAAGCUCCUGAUGGAUGACGUGUUUGCAGAGGUGAAGGCGCUGGCCUUGGGGGGGGAAGCAAUUUCAGGCGGGGUUGUCCCCGUUGGAAGUGUUGUCCCUGUUAGAAGUGCUGUCACUGCUGACCUCGCUGACCGCUCUGACGACGCGGUACCGCCGCCCCUGAGACUGACCUCCGCGCGCAUUUUUCUCGAAAUGAUAAACAAAGUGACGGACGACAGCUUUUACAUCGACUGCUCUUGGGUGGCAAAUACGCUGCUGUUUCUCCUGGACCUAUCCCUCCCCUAUUUCCACCUGGGCUCAGCCCACUUCCUCUUCGGGGAUCAAAAUUUCCUGUACAGCAGCUUCGCCGAUUUUGGGAAGUGCAACCAGAGUGAUCCCCACUCAGGGGGAAGACAAAACGGUACAGACAUCCACAACACAGGAGGGAGUAACAGUAGAGGGGCCGCCCAGCCAGGGGAAGUACAAAUGGGAUCCAACCACACAACUGAGAAACAUAACUUCUGCGGAGAGCUGCUGUACUGCAUUGAGUUGCUCCUAAAAACAAGAAGCUUUACGGGUACCUAUAACACAUUCAAGUCAAACAACAAUCAGCUGCUAGCCCGCAUCGUCUUCAAAUUGCACAACGUUGCGGUGCACUCAGACUAUAUAAUAUCCUUUUGUAUUCUAAGCCUUAUCCAGAACAUUUUGGAAAAGUACCCACUCGUCAAAUCUAUUGUAGAGAAGGACGGAAUUGUGAUCUCAUCUUUGAAUGAUAAUUUGUCAAUUUUUUUUUCUAACUUGCUGUUUCAUUCGUCAUUUUCUGAGGACGUAUCCUCCUUAGCGUUGCACAUCUCUAUGUAUGACUCGGACGAGAGUAGGAAGGGCAUCUUUAGUAGCUACAUAAAUCAGCACCUGCGGGGGAAGGACCCAAAUAAAAUGAUCCAUUUUAACCUCUCCUUGAGUGAACCCAGAAUUGUCGACGCGGACACAUUUAUGAAGUACUCCCCGGAUGAAUGGGGUAGUGAAUUUACCCGAAGUAGCCUUAAAAAGUUGCCUCCCGCCCUCCGUGAUGUGACAACUGAUAUAAGUUUUAAGAAGGCAUCUUUUGGGAAACCUCGCCUUGAGAAGGCUGCCCUCAAAUUCACCGCCACAAAUGGGAACCUAUCCGUUAAGCACGUCCCGUCACAUAUGCUCACCGCGAUGGAUUUUGUCGAAAUUGUUUUUUCCCCAUACGAGGAGUUUAUGAGAUAUUUUGAAAAGGACUGCGACAGGGCGGAAGACGACCCCCCGGAUCCAAGUGUCCACCGCGGGAACGGUCAAGUGGGGAGAAGAACCACAGGGGCGGUCAUCAAACAGCAGGGCAAGGUAAAUCCAAGGGCCAUUCGAAAGGGGUGGAAGAAGCGUCACGCGCAGAAGAGCGGCAACAAGGCAGGCUGA